AUGGCGCGACUACGAGUUCCCGCAUCGCCAGUUGGAACUCAUCGCGCGAAUUAUGCCUAUGAAGGAGCCGGAAACAAGACGCCCAGCCAAUCUAAUCAUUCAGGCCCACAGCCUGAGAUCAAUGUAGCCUUCGAUUCGUCUGCCAAUGAUCCCCCUGAACAUCCCACUUCCUUUCCGCGCAUUGUAAGGAGCUUCGCGUUAAUGGACGUGAAGACAAAGCGAGAUGUACAAGGUUACAUUGUCGGACAGUACAAGGCCAUUAAGCAGAUGGGCCACGAGCACAUCACCGCGACUGGCACCAAAACUGUCUUCUUCUUUGGUCAAGCACAGCAAGAGGAAGAGUUCGAUAUAUUAGACGUGGAUAUGAAGACUGACCUGGGCGAGUACAUCAACGAGGAUGAGGAUGCGGAUCGCUCAUGGCGUGGGGUUUGCGACUUCAUGCAGAAGAUUCCGACCUCCAAGGCUGUGGCGCCGACAGAGUUUAAGGAUAAGAACAUUUUGGAUACUGAGACACCUCAUCAAGCCCGCUUGAUGCGCGCCCAGAGUCCGCCCUCUCUGGCUCGAUGUAUCGCGAAUGCUAGCUUUGACAGCGCUGGAUCAGAGACAGACUCUGACUCAGAAGACGACGACACGGAUCUUGAACUGAAGAUCGAGAACGCAAUCUCGUCAUUUGCUAGAAAGGUCGAGGAAUUAGAAGAUGUAGCAGGAGCGCUGUCAAUCACGCCACCCGGCCGCACAUACUGUGAUGCCCGCUCAUCAACACUAGCGCCUCCCAAGAACAUCGAUAUACCGUACCCAUGUGGACCAAAGCGAAACUCCCGACUUCGUCGUCAUAGCGGUUACCGUUCACUCGCGUCUCUGAUCGCUCACGCUGAAGACAGCCGUGCGCCUUCGUGCUCGUCACUUUCUUCGUGCCCAAUACCUACCGACACCACCUACAAUGUCGUCCGCAAACCCUGCUACGACCCAAAAUUUGAGGGUCACAGCCCUUGCGCCACACAUGAUAAGGGAAUUUGGAGACUUUCAGCGGAUGACGCUCUUAACAUGCUACAGGAGCGCUUCAGGAUAACACAUUGCGCUGGUGAUGGCACAGGCUUUGAUUGUCGCGAAUGGCUGGAAUACAAGCUUGAUACCGGAUGCAGCAUGGUACAUGGCCCUUCACUGCUACGAUUUGGGACGGACUGCUAUGAAGCUGAAAAGUCCGGGCAGAUCAAGGAUGCGGUUGACACCCCGUACGCUAACCAACCCGAAGCCACGGCUCAGAUCCGCACUUCAUCAUCUAAGGACACCCUGAACACCAACUCAUCCGUCCGAAAUUCAGUGUUCUCAAAAUGCACUUCCACGACAUCCAUUUCAUCUUACCGGACCAGCCGUCCACAGACUGCACGAACUGAACAUUCUCGGCUCAUGAACGCAUCAGGUGUCGACAACGAUACUGAAAAGUGCGAACAAGGCCACGAAGACUCAGUAACGACAAUGUGGGAGGAUGAAAGCUGGCCCAACGCACCCGAGCGCAUUGGAAACGACUUUGAAGACGCCCAGAACUCCAUCACGAGGAAUGAAUCCGAGAACUGCGACGUAGAAGAGCUCUCACAGCUACGUGCGUCGCUAACGGAAACUACGGACAAUGACGAACCCAUGCGGCCUGAAGUCAUCGCCAACCGCCCGUAUACGGCUCCGCUUAUGUACGAGGAAGCCGCCGAUUUUAUUGAAUAUGUCGCUAUUAAUUCGGAUGUUUAUUCCGAAUGUUGGUCAGAACCCUUGGAUGGUUGCGCGAAACCGCGUCGCAAGUGGACUAGCAAGAUGAAGCAUUGUCUCAAGAAAAUACCCCAAAACACAAAGCAGGCUACCCACGACUAUGUCAAAGCGACGAAACAAUUCUCACGGACUGCUUGGCGCGUGUUGCCAGCUGCGCUGUCGAGCCGACAUCCGUUCCAGAAGAUCGACAGCAUCCUCUAG
Alternaria arbusti is the source of this 1959-nucleotide messenger RNA. RefSeq lists its product as uncharacterized. Lineage: Eukaryota; Fungi; Ascomycota; Dothideomycetes; Pleosporales; Pleosporaceae. The record is from RefSeq and is a predicted model, not a curated record. The transcript is spliced from 2 exons. Bases 1 to 1959 code for a protein of 652 amino acids.